CGCUUCGCUCAGCUGCUGCCGAUCGCUGUAUUUUUGUUUCCAACGCGACAACCACGGGCGGCAUUCCUGCUUGUUACGAUGGCAGCCAGGACAACGGCGCGCUUCCUCCGCACUCUAUCGCAAACGGGGAGUCGAAAUUCGGACCGUCGACUGUACCGCACAUCAGCGAUCUGCGGGCAGCAAGACAGCAGCUCCUCAGUGCCACCGCUGGACGACACAAGCCGUCCGCAGUACCUGGGUACCAAGUGUGACUGGACCGAGAGCAUCGAGUUCCGCACGCAUGUUGUCUCCCAAGGGUUUCCCGUCUACCGUGUGCUCAGCCGGGACGGGAAGCCCAUUGUACCCUCCGAGGAUCCCCAGCUGUCGGAGCAGGUGCUGCUAAAGAUGUACAGCGGGAUGACACUGCUGAACAGUAUGGACCGAAUCCUGUACGAGUCGCAAAGGCAGGGCCGGAUCUCUUUCUACAUGACCAACUUUGGCGAGGAGGGCACCCACUUUGGCAGCGCCGCUGCGCUCGACAACAACGACCUCAUUUACGGACAGUACCGAGAAGCAGGAGUUCUGGUGUGGCGCGACUAUCCACUGGCCCAAUUCAUGGGCCAGUGCUACGGCAACGAGCUGGACGACUGCAAAGGACGGGGCAUGCCCGUGCACUAUGGCAGCGAUAAGCACAACUUCGUCACGAUCAGCUCACCGCUAGCCACACAGAUGCCCCAGGCUGUGGGUUCUGCGUAUGCGUUCAAGCUCGCUCAGAAGAAGAACUGCGUCGUCUGCUACUUUGGUGAAGGCGCUGCCAGCGAAGGCGAUGCGCAUGCUGCCCUCAAUUUUGCCGCCACUCUGGACUGUCCGGUCAUCUUUUUUUGCCGAAACAAUGGCUAUGCCAUUUCAACCCCAGCCCAUGAACAGUACAAAGGGGAUGGAAUUGUCGCAAGGGGUCCCGGCUACGGCAUCGCCUCGAUACGUGUUGACGGCAACGAUGUGCUGGCAGUGUACAACGUCACAAAAGCUGCUCGCCAAAUUGCAGUUGAGGAGUGCAAACCUGUGCUCAUAGAGGCCAUGACCUACAGAAUCGGUCAUCACAGCACAUCAGAUGACAGCUCGGCGUACCGGUCUGUGGACGAGGUUCGGUCCUGGGACCGGAAUGACCACCCCAUCACUCGCUUUAGAAACUACCUCGUUUACCGUGGAAUCUGGGACGACACCAAGGAGGAACAGUGGAAGAACGAGACCAAAAAGCAGAUCAUGCAGGCGUUUGCACGUGCUGAGAAACUGAAGAAGCCACCCGUGAAGUACAUGUUCACGGACGUCUACCGAGAGAUGCCUGACACGCUGCAGCAGCAGUGGGAAACGAUGAGGCAGCACCUGCAGCAGUACAAGGAUCACUAUCCGCUCAACUCAGUUCAAGGGGCUGUCGGACGACGAAUAGGAGGAGAAAGAAGCCGGCACGACUCAACCGAAACAUCCCACGUCGGGCAAGACGAGUUUUUUACCCACUUGUGACCCGUCGAAGCGUCCGGUGAAACUGUCUGUCUGCCCUAUUGUGAAGUGAAUUUGUUCACGGCUCGGAGAGGUUGAACGUUGCCAAACGGAACUGUGCAGCAAUACAGUUUGUGUGCUGCUUUAUUUAAACACUUCAGAUAUUUCAGUCGCGCUUAUAGUGGCUGGGGUCCAAAAUUGUGAGAGUGCCGCAUAUUGUCCGGAUACGUGUGCACUGACUGGCACCGUAAAAAUACAACCUGCAUUUUUAUGGUUCCCUUUUACGGCACUGAGGAGAAUUAUUUUCUGACAAAACGAUGCAGUUGUACGUGCCAUGAAUUUUUUUCUUGCAUGGGUAGUUUCUGUUUCUGGGAAAAAUUGCGAAGGAUGUCCGCUUUUGUGACACACACUUUUUACCUCACUCAUUCAAACGUGGUCAUAGUCGCCCAUGGUAGUAAGAAUUGGGUGAAAAAUUGCACUCGGGAUCACGGCCGCAUGAAGAACAUUGUUUUUAUAACAGCAGGGCUGUUAAUCGACCAGCCGUGGCCAAUUCCUUGCUAGAGAAACAUGCCCAACUGUCAGUACUAGAGAAACAUGCAUUCUUUUUCUAUUCUUUAAUAAACAGCAAUCCGCCACAGUUGAAAUUGAGAAUUUUCCUAUUUCGGGGCCACAUACCGGACUUCGCAUAAUGUUUAAAGAUGCGAUAUUUUUGACAUUCAGGCAAGAAGUAUGAAAUUUGGUGCCGAUAAGUUUUACAAGCCCUAUUCAAUGUGUUCAAUGUGUGUUAGUUAAGGAAAUGGAAAAUGGUACGCUGAGAGGCAGUAUACAUUUUUCAGAAACGCUAAAGGAGAGCCUUUUCUCUUUAGUGUCUGUUUAAUUUCGCCCUUGACUUUUGUCGUUAGUAACAAUAUAUUCUUACCAGGUGAACGGAACUUGUGUUUUAGCGAAAUCCCAGCACGACGUCAACUCACUCACAAAUGUUCAACAUACCAUAAUGUUUGUUCAAAUGUGUUUAAACAUUAAUUCUUAUUUUAAUGCAUGCAGUUUUCAUUCCAGAUUAUUGUUCUAUGUUUAUUUACUUCUUAGCUCUCAGUUUAGAAAAUCUCGCUCUCGAAAAGGCACAUGAAACGUUUGAUAUAUUGAAAACUACAUGCUGUGUUACAAAAAUAAUUUCAUAUUUGAUAUCAGCACCCAAGUGUACAUAGACUCGGCAAGCUUCAUCAAAAUCUUGAAUAAUCUUGAAGAUUUGAAGAGCACUGUUAAAUUAACUGAUAUUUUUAUUACAGUGAAGCAUUACAUGUUUGUACCAAAGAUAUUCUGCACAUCACAAUGGGAAUGCAACCUUGUGUGCGUUGUAUGAUAAAAUGUUCUGUCGCACCGAACAGGAUUAGUCAAGACCUUGUCUGACAGUCAAACGUGAGAACAGCGACCAGAAAAGGCAGUGGCGACAAUCAUUUUGUCCUCUUCUAAGUAAAGAAGGGGCACAGAACGUAUGAUGCCGUUCCAUUUAAUAGAAUAGGUUUAGAACUAUCUUCGGAGGACUCGGAUUCUAUCAAAACGUCAGCACUGGGGUGGGAGCAUCAAAUUAACCUUGUUCGUGUCUCGCUAAUAGACCAAUCACGCACCGAUAGUUUACAAAAAGAGUAACCAGUGUGCCUCACUGAACGUUUCAAGAGAUUGCGACACCACCUUGCGCCCAAUUGGGACAUUAACGGUAAUCAAUUAUUAAAGUUGUCAUGCUCUUAGGUUUCAAGCAUUAAAAAAUCAAUGCCCCCAAAUACUGAUAUUCAGGUAUAAUAAUUCUACGUUACUUCAUACACUGAAAACUUAUGCCCUGAGCACGCGAUCAAAACAUGAUUCCUACUCCCGGGGUGCUUUCCUUUCGCCUAUUCGAUGUUUGCUCCUUCUCACACUUCUGCGGUGUUGUAUUUCACUUUGUCGUAGAAUGCCUACAGGAUUGCACUCUAUUUAUAAAUUAUGCUGUCCCAAGUAGCAACUAUGAAACGCCUGGUGCAAAAGAACAAGACCUCGUGUCAUAAUUUCAAGAACCUUCGAUGUGGCAUGCUAGAUAAAGAGAUCAGUGACGAUUCUCACAUCGAUGCAGCAAUUCCGCUGCUGUGAUCUAGUUAAACUGAACUGCAAUUUGCGAAUGCAUUUUUUUUAAUGACUUGACAUUGCAGAGACCGGCAGAUGCUUUAUCUGCAAAAGCCUUCCUCGACACUUAUAACAUUCAAAGCAAUUAUUGUCUUAAAUAUAAGGUUUGUAAUGGCUGUGUUUCUCAAGUGAACAUUGGUUACUUUCUUUUCCUGAAGUUCAAGCGUUUCCACAAUGCUCUUUGAAGAAUUAUCAAGGCCAAGUGUUUAUAACAACCAAUGAACUGCGUCUAAGUUUUGCGAAUGUUUAGCGAUAAACACAAUCUGUUGUUUUACUCAGGGUUUCGGUGCCUCAAGGACUCGAGAAUGGCAUUGAAAAGCUUCCUUUCAGGAUUUGUAAAGAUCUCUUGGUGCAAAAUGUGAUUUGCAAAUGUUCAAGGGCAUGGCAGUCUUUUGUCACAAUAUGUUGCUGGACUCCUAUUGAUCAUAACGCAGCGAAAUCCCUUUCUGCAACACAUGGCAGGUACACUCAAAUCUCUUUAUGAGAAAGUAGCAUCUUACACAAAAAUAAUUUUGUUAUAUCCAAAAAUUCGUUGUAAAGGUUUAUUCCCCACACUAUAUCUAUUGCAAAACUAUUUUUCGUUUACUUUCUUAAAAACGAUAUUUCGUUAUAUCCAGGUUCGUUAUAUCAAUGUUUGCAAGUAGUUUACAACAGUCUGUUUAUUGCCAACCAGUCUCAAUUUCGGUUAGGGAGAGCUUUAAGAACAGAGCUUUAAGCCACUGUAUGCAAGUAAUGCCACCUAUCUAGCAUGUGCCCCGCUGCGGUGGUCUAAUGGCUGAGGUACUCGACUGGUGACCCGCAGGUUGCGGGAUCG
Molecule: messenger RNA, 4444 nt
Organism: Rhipicephalus microplus (southern cattle tick)
Lineage: Eukaryota; Metazoa; Arthropoda; Arachnida; Ixodida; Ixodidae
Product: 2-oxoisovalerate dehydrogenase subunit alpha, mitochondrial
Biological process (GO): branched-chain amino acid catabolic process
Cellular component (GO): oxoglutarate dehydrogenase complex
Molecular function (GO): oxidoreductase activity, acting on the aldehyde or oxo group of donors, disulfide as acceptor
Source: RefSeq, a predicted model, not a curated record